Anthostomella pinea is the source of this 3222-nucleotide messenger RNA. NCBI's taxonomy places the organism in Eukaryota, Fungi, Ascomycota, Sordariomycetes, Xylariales, Xylariaceae. The record is from the annotation of a GenBank genome assembly.
AUGUCCUCCUCUCGGUACGGCGCGGCCUACCGCAAUGGCUCCUAUGGACGACAGGAUAGACCGGAUAGACCAGACCGGCCCGACAGACAAGAUGGGCCCGAUUAUGACCCCUUUGGUGACGGCUACACGAGCGGCGCACCCCCUCAGCACUUGAACCCGAGACGACCGCCCAUCGAAGCCGCCCGCUUUGCCUCCUCCUCGAGACGCGCCGAUGAGUCCAAUGCCGAGCGCCAGAUCGCCCAGGUGCUGGACCACAUCAAGACCGAAUGGCCGGCUAUGAUACAGGACGACUGCAUACCAGUGUCGCUGGCCCUGCAGUUGUUGGACGUCAGCUCUGUCGGCCGAGCCCACGAGUACAAGAACUUCAAGAGGACGCAUCAGUACCUGCAAGACUCGCUGAAGGGGAUAGUCCACGAGCACCACCAAGGCUUCAACAGUUCCAUCGGUACCUUCCACAAGAUCCAAGGGAGUAUACAAGCGUCGCAGAAGCGCGUGCGCACGCUCAAGGAGUCGCUGGCCGCCUCGCGAAACAGCCUUUGCAGCUCGGACCCAGAGCUGAAGAAGCUGUACAAGUCGUCCCAAAUGUACGAUGAUGUCCUGCAAACGCUCAACGAACUCGAGGACCUACGGACAGUGCCCGACCAACUCGAGGCGAGGAUAUCCGAGAAGCGCUUCUUGACUGCCGUCGAGGUCCUCCACAAUGCCUUGCGCAAGCUGCGAAAACCCGAGCUCGACGACAUAGGCGCCCUGAGCGACCUCAGAAAUUACCUCGCAAACCAAGAGACGGCGCUGAUGGACAUAUUGGUCGAGGAACUACACGAACACCUAUAUUUGAAGUCGCCUUACUGCCAGGAGCGGUGGCAGACUCUGUCCAAGAACCAAGGCGUUUACAACGAGAAUUACGGUGACUCGGCCUCCGCCGUUCCAUUUCACAUGGUCUUGGAUACGAUGGACCAUGACCAUCCAGUCGUGGAAGACCCGUCAAAGAACCCAGAAGCAGACACCUUCUGGUAUGUUGGUCUUCUGGCUGAAUCUCUCAACAAGCUAGGAAGGCUAGAGAGUGCAGUCGACACAUUGAAACAGCGCCUCCCUGUCGAGCUCUUCGCUGUUGUCAACGAGACAAUCAACGAUGUUGACCAGAGACAUCCUAGCUCACUGCGUGGUGGCUCCAGCAAUACGCAGGGUCUUCACAUAUACGGCAGUCGGGAAACUCGGAUGCGGGCCGAUGUCAUAUACGACCUGUUGUGGACCUUGUACGGCAAAUUUGAAGCUAUUGCCGAAGGUCACCGGGUCUUCCACGAGUCUGUCAAGGCGCUCAUCCGAAGGGAAGGGGCUGGCAACAACUCGUCACUCCUUGGAAGCUUCAAGGAGUUAUGGAAUCUCUAUCAGAAUGAGAUUCGCUCUCUCCUCCACAACUAUGUUACGACAGAUGCGGAUGUGUACCACUCAACUUCGUCCCCCAGGCCAGGCGCAACGCCCAAUGGCAUCAAGGCGUUGUCGCGGGACCACCUAUUUAAGUUCUCCGAAGCCGACCAAAAGUCCAUUGAGAUGACAACCGAGUAUGAGGCGCUCGACGGCAUCAUACAGGCUGCUGUUCCGGGCCUCACAUCCAGUUCUCGCAAGACCCAAGCAUCUGAUAAGAAAAUGUCUUUGGUUGGGAAAGAGUCGCGGAAGAGCGCGCACGCCAGUACCGUCGAGAACAGAAACGUACCCGGUGCUCACAAGUCCCUCGUUGAACCAAGCGUGUUCAACAUGAGCCUCCUUCUGCCGCCAACGCUCGUAUUCCUCCAACGUCUAAAAGCUAUCGUGCCUCCAGGCUCCGAUCUGGCUGCGAGCACCUUGACGUCUUUCCUCGAUAACUUCCUGGUGAACGUCUUCCAACCACAACUGGAUGAGACUUUGGGCAAGUUGAGCGACACCGUGUUUGGAGAGGCAGAUUCGUAUCAGCAAGACUCGGAGUGGAGCUCUGUGGCUCGGCGUCCCGUGUUCAAAGGAACGACAGCCUUCUUUGCCAUCGUCACUGCAUUUUGUCGAAUGCUUGGGACAAUUCCGCAUGAUCAGGCCCUAAGCUCCCUGAUCAUUUCUCAGAUGAACCGGUAUUACGAGAGGUGCUUGGCAUGGUUCAAGUUAUUGGUCGCCAAGGCGCAGGAGGGUGCCACCUCAUCACAGUCGCUACGAUAUUCUGCAGAACUAGCCACUACCGAGGGCGACAUCCAGGAGACGAUCAAGAAGCUCUGGACCUCGGACGAUCUGGACCCUGAACUGAUAGAGAAAGAGGCCGGCUUGCUUAUCAUGGAGACUAAUGAACGGUCCCUCGACCCGAGCGAUAUUAUCCAGGACCGCGAUGUGAUCUCGUCAUUGUGUCUUCUUUACACGAGCAUGAAGUGGCUGUCAACCAAAGUUGCUGGCCUACGGCACAUAACCAGACAGGACACUGAUUCGUCUCGGUCCACCAUACCAAAGCAGCAGAAUCGUCGUUGGACUCUGCUUAACGAUCCUAACAAGGCCAAUGGUGAACAACAAGGUCCCGUGUACCUACCCAUGACACAGGAGACUGUUCAGUCAUUCGACGAAAUAGUAAAUUCUUAUGAAGAGCUUGCCGGCACCGUACUCCUCACUUUACAUAUGGAGAUCCGGUGCCGUAUAGUUCAGUCACUUCGCGUGGCUUUAUCUCCCGAGACGGCGCCCUAUGUCCUCGGGGACCGUGAAAUCAAGGAACCCGAUCCACAGAUAUUGUCGUUGAAUGCCGAAUUGGUCGCCUACGAUGAGACGAGUGUGCGUUUCCUGCGUGACCGCGAAAUUGCAUUCGUGCGAACAGGCCUCGGCCUACUCAUGAACUCAUAUCUCGUUGGCAACGCCUCGGCCACGCAACCGAUGAACCUGCGCGGCUGCGAGCGUAUGCAGCUCAAUAUCCUUGUGCUGCAACAGAAUCUCAAAAAUAUCGAAGAUGGCGUCGACUUGGCAAGAGCGUCAAACUACUUUAGCUUAUUCCAAGAAGGCCCCGAUGCCGUCGUCAACAAGGCCAAGCGGGACAAGGAGCGCGAAGCGGAGGGAGGCACCGUACCCGAGUCGGAGAGGUUCAGCUACGAUGAGCUCAAGGCCGUUGUCGAACUGUUCUACAGCGAGCAGGUUGCUGACGCCGAAAGAGGCGUUGCUGCCGCUGCCAAGAGGCAGAUGGGCGAGAAGGUGUUGGCAUUGAGCGAGUACAUGUGGCAGAGCUAA